This is a messenger RNA of Rhinolophus ferrumequinum (greater horseshoe bat), 3752 nucleotides long. RefSeq names its product poly(A) polymerase gamma (gene PAPOLG). The transcript has 22 exons. Gene Ontology annotation, cellular component: nucleus. Lineage: Eukaryota; Metazoa; Chordata; Mammalia; Chiroptera; Rhinolophidae. Gene Ontology annotation, molecular function: RNA binding; poly(A) RNA polymerase activity. The record is from RefSeq and is a predicted model, not a curated record. Bases 227 to 2452 code for a protein of 741 amino acids.
GGGAAGCGGCGCCAUAUUGGCGGCGGCCGCGCUGUAUUGUCAUAAAUACAGCCGGUUUUGUGGUGUUUUCACUACUCGGUUGGAUGCCUCGGCCGUAGUAAGUAAGAAAGUGAGCGAGCAAGCGAGCUACAAGCGACCGGAGGAAAGUGGACAGGGGGAGAAGGGAACAGCGAGAAUAGGACUCCAGAGCGAAAGAUACUCGCUUGUGAGGGAGACGCAGGAAGCGAUGAAAGAAACGUCUGCGAACACCGUGCUGGAAAGCCAGCAUCAACAAAAGCAUUAUGGAAUCACCUCUCCAAUUAGCUUGGCAUGUCCUAAAGAAAUUGAUCAUAUUUACACACAGAAAUUAAUUGAUGCCAUGAAACCAUUUGGAGUGUUUGAAGAUGAGGAAGAAUUGAACCACAGGAUGGUUGUCCUAGGUAAAUUGAACAAUUUAGUGAAAGAAUGGAUUUCUGAUGUCAGUGAGAGUAAGAAUCUCCCACCUUCUGUUGUGGCUACUGUUGGUGGUAAAAUUUUCACGUUUGGCUCCUAUAGGCUUGGAGUACACACCAAAGGAGCUGACAUUGAUGCACUUUGUGUAGCUCCAAGACACGUGGAGAGGUCUGAUUUUUUUCAGUCUUUUUUUGAAAAAUUGAAACAUCAAGAUGGCAUUAGAAAUUUAAGAGCUGUAGAAGAUGCCUUUGUACCUGUUAUAAAAUUUGAAUUUGAUGGAAUUGAAAUUGAUCUAGUCUUUGCAAGACUAGCAAUACAAACCAUAUCAGAUAAUUUAGACCUAAGAGACGACUCUCGACUGAGAAGCCUUGAUAUAAGGUGUAUUCGCAGCCUAAAUGGAUGUAGAGUUACUGAUGAAAUUUUGCAUUUAGUGCCAAAUAAAGAAACUUUUAGACUCACCCUCAGAGCAGUCAAAUUAUGGGCAAAACGACGUGGUAUUUAUUCCAACAUGCUGGGAUUCCUUGGUGGUGUCUCCUGGGCAAUGCUAGUUGCAAGAACUUGCCAAUUAUAUCCAAAUGCAGCAGCAUCUACUUUAGUUCAUAAGUUCUUUUUAGUUUUUUCCAAGUGGGAAUGGCCAAAUCCUGUGCUGCUGAAACAACCAGAAGAAAGCAAUUUGAAUUUGCCUGUUUGGGAUCCUCGGGUAAAUCCAUCAGAUAGGUAUCAUCUCAUGCCCAUAAUCACCCCUGCCUACCCACAACAGAAUUCUACGUAUAAUGUGUCCACAUCAACUCGAACAGUAAUGGUAGAAGAAUUUAAACAAGGUCUCACAGUCACAGGUGAAAUUCUUCAAGGGAAAUCAGACUGGUCGAAACUGCUGGAGCCACCAAAUUUUUUUCAAAAGUAUAGACAUUAUAUAGUAUUGACUGCCAGUGCAUCAACAGAAGAAAACCAUCUAGAGUGGGUUGGAUUAGUAGAAUCUAAAAUCCGUGUACUUGUUGGAAACUUGGAACGGAAUGAAUUUAUUACUCUUGCCCAUGUAAAUCCCCAGUCAUUCCCAGGAAAUAAGGAAUAUCAUAAAGACAACAAUUACGUAUCAAUGUGGUUCCUUGGAAUAAUUUUUCGGAGAGUAGAAAAUGCAGAAAGUGUUAACAUAGACUUGACAUAUGAUAUACAAUCAUUUACUGAUACAGUGUACAGACAGGCAAACAAUAUAAACAUGCUAAAGGAAGGUAUGAAAAUUGAAGCAACUCAUGUUAAAAAAAAACAACUUCAUCACUAUCUUCCAGCAGAGAUUCUUCAAAAGAAGAAAAAGCAAAGUCUUUCUGAUGUCAGUCGAAGUUCAAGUGGACCUCAAUCCAAAAGAUUAUCUCUGGAUAGCAAUUGUUUGGAUAGUUCCAGAGACACUGAUAAUGGAACACCUUUUAAUUCCCCAGUGUCUACAAACAAGCCUUCCAAGCCUGAUAUUCCUUCUUCAGGGGAAACGGAAAGGGUUAGUGCUGAGCCUGCUGCUGUAAUUGUGGAAAAGCCACUGAGUGUCCCGCCAGCUCAAGGACUAUCUAUUCCAGUCAUUGGUGCAAAAGUUGACUCUGUAGUAAAAGCUGUGUCACCCCCAGCUGUGUGCACCAUUCCUACUGUAGUAGGACGAAAUGUUAUUCCUAGGAUCACAACAUCCCACAACCCGGCCCAGGGACAACCACAUCUAAAUGGAAUGUCAAACCUAACUAAGAAUGUUAUGCCCAAGAGAUCCCAUUCCCCGUCCAUAGAUGGGUCUUCGAAGAGGUUGAAAGACAUAGAAAAGUUUAUUCGACUUGAAUCAAAGCUUAAGGAAUCGCGUGCUGCUGAAAACAGAAAAAGAAAAUCAGUGGAUGCCAUUGGAGGAGAAUGUAUGCCUAUUCCAACUAUUGAUACAUCACGGAAAAAGAGACUACCCAGUAAAGAACUAUCAGAUUCAUCAUCUCCAGUUCCAGCAAACAACAUCCGUGUCAUCAAAAAUUCUAUUCGACUGACCCUUAAUCGGUAAAAGCAGUGCCUCCUUACUUAAGUGAAUAUGCAAUCAUUUAGUGACACAGAUACAGCCACUUUUUUAAAAACAGAAGUGGCUCUCAUACAUAAAAUCAGGUGACAGUUAUAGUCAUCGGCUUAACCUUGAAGAGGUUUUUGAACUUUCACACUUUGACCUGCAGAUGCUGUAGCAUUCUCUCAUUGAUUGCUACAUAUACUUCUCUGAGGAUCACCUGCUAUCGACUUGUCACCUAUAAUACUAUGGCUUUGUGUUGGAGGUUUUACUGCCUUAACUUUUGAUGUUUGUUUCUCUAUUAUGGGAACCAGUUCUUGACUCUUUGGACACUGAUAAAACAAGUCCUGAACUUUUUUUUUUUUUUUUGUCUUAUGUUGUAAUCAUUGUAUAGAACUGAAAAAGUUGAAAACAAAAAAAUUGUCUUGUAAUUUUCCAAAUGUUAACACAUUUACUUUAGCAUUGAAGCCACUUUGUGAAACCUAAGAUUAAUGAAUGUGAGGUAUCUUCUGAUUUCCUCUCUUGUGUAGAUGUACCUAUUGUCUGUUCUGUUGAUUUAAGUUAUUUUUUUCCAGAAUGGCACAUGGAAUAUUUAAAUUUUUAUUUUUUUGUGCCUUUCUGUCCAAAUGUUACAUAGUUAAAACCAGAGAGGAUUAGUCCAGUGAUUACAUAAGAGUUGGGCACCAUAAAUUCUCUAUAUUUUGCCUCCCAUGGAGGCCUUUGAAAUGCAUCUUUAUUAAGAAUCAAAAUAUAACCAGGAUACUGAAAGUCAGUAUAUGAAUGGUGAAAUUAUUACAUAUUCUAUCUCAUGCCAUUCUUAUUAGUUGACUGGUAUUUUUUACUGAGGAGCAACUCAUUCCAGCAUCAACAAUAAGAUAUCUUUAAGUAUGGCAAACUUGUUUUUUUGAGGUGUAAAAUUAAAUUGGCAUGAUAAUUCCUGACCAUUACUUACCCCACAAUUUCACACAUUUUCUUCACGAAUUAGGCAUGCAGAAGUCAGCAGUGGGUUUUAUUGAAACCUGAAGGCAUUUUUGAAUGACAUUGUUACCAACCAUUAAUUGGCUCAGGACCUUUGUAAUUUUUAUUUAACUAUAUGAGUUGUCUUUUUUUACACUGCUUUUUUCAAUGCAUUUCUUAAUAUUUUUUAAGUUUCAUGAUUGCAUGCUCAGUUUAUUAAAAUCCAUAACCAUGUAAUUCUUGUAAUAUGUUGAUUCAGUGUUUUGUAAAUGAAGUCGUAUGUAUUUUCAGAGUAUUUUUGUAUGUACUGUAAGAUACCAUCUUUUCAAAGAGAAAACUUUAAAACCUU